AUGAAAUACACCACUUGCGACAUUGACCCAUUUCAAAAAUGUUCUUCUGAUAACCACUCUUUUGGUCUCCUAAUUACAGCUCGGAGUUUGCUGGAGUUAAGCGUGGGCGUCUUACAAAUUCACUUCCAUUUAAAACUAUUCCCAAAUGUGAACCAAAUGUUUAAAAUCCCCAACACCGAUAAUGUCGAUGUCAUAUCGUCCGGCUGCACUUCUGAUGUUUUUACCAAUUUUAAUGGCACGUCUUUUUCACCUGCCAAGACAAACAUCAAUUUCGAAAAAACUAACACUAAUAAGACUGAAUAUCACAGAAAAAUAAGAUUAGAAAUAAUCGAGAUCGCCACGUCUUGCUUGAUGACACCCGUGGAAAAAGAUAGCGAAUGUAUGACGUCAAUACAGCUGUUGCUUAUAAGUGGAGUUUAUAAUUGGAAGAUUGCAACAAGACACCCAUAG
Molecule: messenger RNA, 450 nt
Organism: Helobdella robusta
Lineage: Eukaryota; Metazoa; Annelida; Clitellata; Rhynchobdellida; Glossiphoniidae
Exons: 3
Coding region: 1-450 (149 amino acids)
Source: RefSeq, a predicted model, not a curated record